Messenger RNA from Ramularia collo-cygni, 4128 nucleotides. RefSeq lists its product as uncharacterized. NCBI's taxonomy places the organism in Eukaryota, Fungi, Ascomycota, Dothideomycetes, Mycosphaerellales, Mycosphaerellaceae. Gene Ontology annotation, cellular component: mediator complex. The record is from RefSeq and is a predicted model, not a curated record. The coding region runs from base 1 to 4128 and encodes 1375 amino acids. Gene Ontology annotation, molecular function: transcription coregulator activity. The transcript has a single exon. Gene Ontology annotation, biological process: regulation of transcription by RNA polymerase II.
AUGGAUUUUAUCAACGGCUGCACAACGAAUGUGCAUCUCCUCGACGGAUUUUCGACGACCGCUUUCACUCAAUACACGCACAUCGCGCCACACAGUAAUGUGUACCAGAAAAUUAAGGACGCGCAGAGCAAGGUCGUGGAGCUACGGUGGUCGAAAGCUUUGUGCACUCUCGUCGAUCAGGACAUCUGGGUGUUUGGGGAUGGAGAGCAUGACCUUGGCAGCAGCUACACCAUCGCAAAGACAGGCACAGUGGAAGGGCGUAAAGACGUGACCUGUCUGCUCCUACAUGCCAUCGAGUCGGCUCUGGCCUUUACACUUGCCCAGAAGGGUCAUCUCACACAUGUCGCGCCCUGGACAUGGUUGUAUUGCAGUCGCAGUCUGGAGGACGAGCCGGACAUUCUGAUGGUCACUUUACGUGUAAAAGACACUCCUAAUGGUGCGCUCUACCUUCUCUCAGAGGUUACACCGUCCACUUGGAUGCCAAGUGACCAGGCUUCUGACCACGUCAACGAAGACGUCUUGGUCGCACCACAUGGAAAGAUUGCCGUGAUAGCAGCCGAGGACGCGACAGGCGUGACUGCGGAUGUGCAGUGGAAGGAGUCUGUGACAGACRCUCUCAAGUUGGACGGCAUAGCUCUGGAUGAGGACGCCGAGUGGAUCAACGUGGAGUUGUCUGAGGAUGGAACUACCUCUAUCUUCACAUGGCCGAGUGAGCUUUGUCUCCUUCGACAGUCUCUCCCGCUGCCGGCUCAGCUCGCGUGGGCAGAUCGGACAGAAUGGCAGACAUGGACCGACAAUGGUCAAGGCAGAUUGUACCGUGAUCCCCUUGCAGAGGCCGAAGACUGGUUCGCGGGCUUUGCUGAAAGGAUUUCACGUGCUGCUGAGGAAGCAGAUAAGGAAGCAGCUCACAUGGAAUCCAACGGACCUUCUAGUUUUGCCAUCGCAAACGAUAUAAGCAUGACGACCUCUCCACCUUUCAUGCAGCGCACGGUCGACCACCAAGUCGCCAUGAGCGGGAUGUAUCCUACUCCUCCCGAUGGCCUGGCGCAACAAGGGCAGACACAGCUGGGCGCGCAAUCAGCCAUGAGCGCCGCUACUCCAUCAAUGGUACCUGUCGGAGAUACGGCUGCUGCGCCCGAGAUUAUCAACGAUGCACAGGACCACGGCGAUGAUGCGUUGGGGCUAGGUUCUUACUCCAUGGACGAGGUCGAGGAGGAUCUGUUCGGAGACGUGGGCGGGGAAAUGUUCGAAGAGAAUGAGGUUGGGGAUGCAGAUUUUGACUACUUUGAUGAACCAGACGAUGAGCCCGCCGCCGAAGCCUCGGCGGGGGAAGUAGACACGGAGAUGACGGACAUGCCCGUUGUGGAUAAUAGAAGCGACCUUUGCAUCGACGAUACUGCCGACGGAACUGAUGCGGAACCUGUUGAUUUGCACCGAAAGUCAGGACCUGUGCUUCAGCCAGUAUCCUCACCACCCUCAGCUGCGUUGUCCUCAAGACUCGCGACUGAUCCCAAGGUUGACGAGCAAGCAUCGGAGAUCAAGAGACGGCCUCUGAGUCCGUUCGGUAUUCGAGAACGUCUGCUACCACCACCAGUACCGGCCAGUGUUGCACACGGUAGCGACACGUCAAAGCAACUCAGAAGGAGCAGCAGUUUCGCCCCCAUCAUCUUUCGUGAUGGCGUGGAUCUGGCCGCGAAAUAUGCGAGCGUAGAUGUCGGACCAGAUUUCGUUGGCAAUGUCUCGGCGUCGGAACCAAGUAUCGCUCUACCACCUUUCAGGACAGCUGACCAAAGCGACGAUGACUCGGACGAAUCCGAGUCGGCGGCCUCUGAAACUGAUGAUGGCGAACUGCCGCCGAGACUCCCUUGGGAAGCCACAAAGAAGAGAAAGAGAGGUGGACAUGUGGUUGACACGGGCUCUGCUGACUUUGGGGGAACUUGGCGUGAGGAGAAUACGGGUGUGUAUGAGGGUAACGACGACAACGAGCAACAGCGGAGCCUUCGAAGAGCUCUACUGGACCAAGUGCUAUGCGCAACACUGCCAAGGAACGAAGAACUUUUCGUCAAGCAAGCGUCACCGGCCAUCAAACAAUCAAAAGAGGAGGAUGGAGAAUUGCCCAGCCUGGAAGAGCUCUACGAUCUGGAGAAGGAGGAUUUGAUCUAUAUCGCACAGCUCGUCAGCGAGCAAUCCGCCACAUGUCUCGCGACCCGUCCGUCGCCCAGCUCUCGUCAUAGUCGCAGCGCCUUUACGGCCACCUUGCUGAUCAAAGCACUGGCCGACCUCCUUUCUUCUCCUUUCGAAAUAUGCGACGUCUCCCGCCUCGCCCUAACCCGUGAUCCAGCUCCGCAACCACGGGCAAUUCCACGAGCUCCUGUACCUCCCCGAUCGGGCCCGGACAUACCAGACAUCUUUUCUCUUCCUGCUCCCUUUGUCCGCAUACAGCGCAACAACGACAAAUGGGAGAUGUUGCCGCCAGCGCUUUCGUUCUGGGAACCGAAUGGUCUUGCAGCAGCUUCCGGACCAAAGCACGUGAGAGCUAGGGCUAUUUUCCCCAGCAAUAGCGAUUUGAAAGAUGCGACUCGUGGUUUUAUGGAAGCUCUAGGUCGAGCUUACGAGGGAUGUAAGCUGGGGACGCAUUCAUAUGCGACUUAUGACAAUGGCGAGUUUGAUGGUGGAGCUCUGGUCGAAGAAGAGGGCGAAGAGAGCAGUAAAUCGGCGCUUUUGAAAGGAUAUGCAAAGGCUUGCGCUCGUGUGGGAAGGGAGCUGGCCAUCUGGUUCUCCGCAUUUGGUUGGCAAUCAGGCUGGGAUGGGACUUUCGUGGUUUACAUGCUCGACCCUUUCACUGGUGAAGGAUGGGCCGGAGGAAAGAAGUACAUGUGCGCUUGCUUCUGGACGCUUUUCCAGGCAUAUCUCGACCGACUGAAGCCUGGUAACAAAAGUAGAGGGAAUUCUGCUGUGCCCGAUGUGGUGCUUCAGGUUAUUCCAAUUGAGCAUGUCGCAAGCAUGGAUCGAUUAAUCAUCCCUGAUCCUCUGAUGCUGGCAAGUUUAGCGCGGGAGGUCUAUGAUCGAUGCCCGGCUCCACUAUCUGUCGAAGGAGAGGGUGAUGGGGAAGCUUCGCCUUCCAUACUGCUUGCGCCACCUGUUCCAAAACGAAUUGCGUUUCAGCUUCUCGCGGACGUGCCUGCUGAAUCGCUGCUGCAGGACGGAAGAGUGCUACAUCUGGCGGCCGUGAUGAGCGGGGAUCGUGAAUGGAUGAACUGCGUAUGGAGUGAUGGUCAGGGCCGCAACGUCCUGCAGGAGUCUUUCUGUUUGAGAGGCUUGACGGUCGGCACCGUGGUGAGGCAGGCGUGGGAACGUACAUGUGAGUUGAUAGGUCGGAUGAGAGUAGUUUGGAGGGUCUUUGUGGCACUUGAGGAGGGUGUUUGGAGCGGAGUAGGUUUGGAGAGAGUUUGGAGAGACGUCGUCACGUCGGGAAGAGUCGGGGACAUGAUCGUUUGUGUUACGCUUGUGAAGACAUUCGUAAAGUUGGGUCUCGAGGUGGCUGCGGAACUCGGGUGUGGGGAUGGUGUGAUGGGGUUGGCGACUCCGGCAAGCACGCCUAUUGCUUUUCCUGGAGGGAAUGGUGCCACAACUGGCACUAGCUCGCCAAACGUCAGUGCCUCAGACGGCUUCGGGGCGCCACUCACGCCGGCUCCGAGCGAGAGUACGAUCAGCGGCGCUGUCGCUGCGAUGCAAGUCUUGGAGAACGACCCCGACGCGCAUUUGGUGGAGGUGGAGGAUGAGAGUUGCGGGAUGUUGUUCAAGCCCCAACUCUCGGCGCUGACAGGAAUGGACGGUAUGGCAAAUGGGGCUAUUAUCCGAAGAGGAAGAGGAGAUGCAAGCAUGCGUGCCUUGCUGGGUGUGAGUCUCUACUGGACGCUACAGGUGAAAUCACAGGGAGGCGGAGCCGUGGAAAUCGGUAGCUUGAGGCAGGCAGAGGUGACAUUAAGGGAGGUGCUCAGGAUGUACAGGGCAUUGGGCGUGCUGACUCGAGCGAGAGGAUUGUAUGAAGGGGAGGGAGGUGUGCAGCCUGUGCAUCUGGCUGUCGCGUGUAAGGGAGCAAGGGGCUUGGAAGGGAUGAUGUCUUAG